CAAAGGUUUCAAAAUCUUUAUUGUUUUUGUAAUUUUGCUGUAUCCCCAGACGUGCGCCUCACUUCACCCUGUAGGCUACUUAUCGGUUUUCCAAAAGCGAGUGACUCCCAAGCGGGUUGAGGCUGUUCCACCCCUGCUUUGCUGUCUUGUAAUCUCCCAGGGUCCCUUGAAGUUGUCAAAUAUGGCUGCAAAAGUUGCUGCCCACAAGCACUUGAGUCAUGGCUACAGCAGUAGUCAGUCUAAAUAUGUUGUCAAAGAGUACUCAAGCUCUGAAGAUUUGGUGGAGUACAGGCAUCAUUUCGCAAAGCAAUUACAGGACGUGCUGUACAAGAAGAUGCCAGAGACGCAUAUACGUGAGGGGUCCAUGAUCAGGGGCCCCAAGUUCCUGGUUAGGUUGAGAUCCCACACGGUGUUCGAGAACACACCAAUAAAACUCUUCUGCACCGUGCAGGGAUACCCAACCCCCAUUAUCAAAUGGUUUAAAGACAAUGUCCUUCUUGACAACUCAUCAGGAAAAUACGUGGUGGUGAACAAUGCUGGAAUUCAGACCCUGCAGAUCAGCAAAUGUGGAACUAAUGACACUGCCAUGUAUACAGCUGUUGCCACCAACUCUCAUGGUCAGGCCUCCACUCAAGCCUCCAUUAUUGUAAAGAAAAACAGGGAAGAGGAACAAUCUUGUCCUUAUGCCUGGCUGCCCUACGAGUUUGCCAUUUUGCCUGCGAUCAAGUACACAAAGAUUAACAUUACCUUCUUGGAGACUUUCAAAGGGACUUUUACAAAAGAGGGUGACAGCAUCACCCUGUCUUGUAAAAUGACUGUCAGUCCCAAUCUUGCCAACCUCCAACCUGAAGCACUGUGGUACAGAGAUGAGCACCUUUUGAAAGGAUCAAAGUGGGCGAAAAUGGAGUUCGGCGGAGGUGUUGCUAAGCUCACCCUUCCCGAGCUCUACAAGGAUGAUGAGGGCCUGUACACCCUCCGCAUGGUGACAAAGGGGGGCGACGCCAUGCACAGCGCCUACCUCUAUGUGGAAGACGGCCCCCCCCCAGUCCCUCAGUCACCUGGUGCCCCUAUGGACAUCAGGAUCCACGAUGCCAACAGAGAUUAUGUUAUUGUGUCAUGGAAGCCUCCGAACACCACCACUGAAGGCCCCAUCAUCGGAUACUUUGUAGACCGAUGUGAGGUUGGCACCGAGAACUGGACACAGUGUAAUGACUCUCCCAUCAAGAUCUGUAAAUACCCAGUGUCUGGCCUGUUCGAGGGACACUCGUAUUACUUCCGGGUCAGGGCCAUCAACUCUCACGGCGUCAGCAGGCCCUGCAGAAUGUCCGACCCCAUCGCUGCCCUAGACCCAACCGAGUUUGACAGACUUCAUGUCACAAAGUUGGGCGGCAAACUUGAUGUUGUGACUUACCACGAUGACCUUGAAGCUAAGGGAAAAGCACCCGGGGUACCCACCAACAUCCAUCCCUCUGAGGCCGACCGAACAUAUGUCGUGCUCAGCUGGAGUCCACCUGCCUAUCAUGAGCGUGCACCCAUGUGGUACUACAUCGAGAAGACUAUGGCUGGAAGCGGCGCUUGGCAGAGGGUGAACACUCAAGUGCCAGUGAGAUCCCCCCGCUAUGCCGUGUUUGACUUGGCUGAGGGCAAGGAGUACCAGUUCCGAGUGCUCGCCGCAAACAUGUACGGCACCAGCGAGGCCUCCGAACCCACCAAGCCCAUCCAGACCAAGGAGCUCAAGGGUGUGCCCUCCGCUCCGGGUCAGGUGGUCGCCACCAGGGAAACUGACACCUCUGUUGUCAUUCAGUGGGCCCCACCGAAGGAGCCCAAUAAUCUCAUUGGUUAUUACAUCGACUCAUGCGUCAAGGGAUCCAAGGACUGGGGUUCAGCCAAUCAUAAGCCAAACAAGAAAACCAAGUUUGUGGUUAACGGCCUGACUACCGGUGAGACGUAUGUGUUCCGUGUUCAAGCCAUCAAUGAGCUGGGUCUUAGUGAUGAAUCCCAGGAGUCAGCCCCCAUCUCUGUGCGCGCUGCUCUCAAAACACCAUCCGCUCCUUACGACAUCUCUCUGCUGAGCUGUGAUGGAACCUCCAUGGUUCUGAAUUGGAAGCGUCCUUUGAAGUCGGGUGGCUCGAAAGUUAGCGAGUACUACAUCGAUAAGAGCAACAUGGCCAAGAACGUCUGGAAGGAAGUGAACAUCCCCCCUAUCAAAGAGAGAAUUUACAAGGUUGAGAAUCUGUCUGAAGACGCGUCUUACAAAUUCAAGAUUUACGGUUUGAGUCUUGCUGGACUUGGCCAGGCCUCCGAACCCAGUGCCACCUUCCAGUGUAAGGCCUGGAAGAUGCCCGAGCCAGGCCCUGCUUACGACCUGACCUUCUGUGAGAUCAGGGACACCUCUCUGGUCGUGGAGUGGAAGGCUCCGGUGUACACCGGUGCCAGUGCCGUCGCCGGCUACGUUGUGGAGUUUGCCAAGGCUGGCUCCAGCACAUGGAAUGCCGCCAACACCAAAGCCGUCAAUCACCGUUACACCAAGGUGACUGGCUUAGAGGCUGGCGAGGCCUACGUGUUCAGGGUGCGUGCAGAGAAUGGUGAGGGCCUCGGCGCACCGUCAGGCCCCUCCGACCCAGUGAUUGCCAAGGCGCUGCCAGGCGCGCACGAGAUUAAGUGUGGUGUGGACGAGAACACAGGCGACAUUUCUUUGUCAUUCGAGAGCUGCCAGAUGACUGAGAAGACUCAGUUUAUAUGGAAGAAGUCCUACAAGGAGAUCACUGAGUUCUCCAAGGGAAUCGUUGUGAAGACACAAGGCAGCACCUCAACACUGCUUUUCAAGAACCCAGACAAAGAGGAUGUUGGAACAUUCUCAGUCGUUGCUACCCACACAGAUGGCUCCUCAGCCAGCUACAAAAUAUCUACCGAAGAGAUGCAGAAAAUGCUGGCCCUGAGCUACGACAUCCGCAACCCAAUUAUUCCUAUGAAGGUAGAGAUGGCAUACAAGAUCCUAGAGAGGGGUCGCGUGCGCUUCUCAGUGCAGGCCGAGAGCAUCUCCACCGCCGUGACCUACAAGUUCUUUGCCAACAACAAGGAGCUUGCCAACUGUGAGCAAACCAAGAUGAGCCAUGAUGCCUCUACCGGCAUGAUUGAGAUGGUGUUGGACCACUUCACGGAGGAAAUCGAGGGCACCUUCACUGUUAUUAUCCAGGACGGAAAGGCCAAAGCACAGUCAUCCCUGGUGCUCAUCGGAGAUGCCUUCAAGGCAGCCUUGGCUGAGGCUGACUAUCAGAGAAGGGAGUACAUCAGAGUCAAGGAAGGUCCCCAUUUCGGCGAGUUCCUCUCUGUUCACGUCGGCGACGACUGCUCCGUCUCCCUUGUUUGCAAGGUGGCUAAUCUGAAGAAGGAGUCUGUCUUCCACUGGUUUAGGGACGGCGCCGAAGUCGUCCCCGACGUGCCAGCGGACCUAACAUCUGGAGUGUGCAAGCUCCCCCUUGCCCUGUUCUCCAAGAAAGCUGUUGGUGUUUACAUGGCCACCAUCAGUGACGACAGAGGAAAAGACGAGUCCCAUAUUAACGUCUCCGGUGAAGUUUUUGAUAAGAUCAUCAAUGACCUGACUCGUCUGGCUGGAUCUGCUGCGGCCGAGGUGGCAGUCCACAGCACCACUGAGGGAAUCAUGCUUCAGUGCCACAUGAAGUAUUACACAGAGGAGAUGAAAGUCCAGUGGCUGCAGAAGGACACCAAACUCACCGCUUCAGAGAGACUGAGAAUCGGUGGCACCCCAAACAUGGCUACUAUUGAGAUUGUGGAGCCUGUCGACAAGGACAAGGGUGUUUAUAACUUUCACAUUACGGACGCUGAGAAGACCUACACUCGCACCAUUGACUUCUCUGGACUAGUCUAUGAUAACGCCUAUGCAGAAUUCCAGAGACUCAAAGCCGAGGCGUAUGCAGAAAAGAACCGCGGUAAGGUGAUUGGUGGUCUCCCAGACGUGGUCACCAUCAUGGAGAAGAAGACCCUCAGCUUGACCUGCUUAGUGUGCGGUGACCCCAAGGCGCAGGUCAGCUGGUCUAAGAACGACCAGGAAGUGGAGCCCGACGACCAAUACAGCAUCUCCCUCGAGUCCGGCAAGUUCGCCAGCCUCACCAUAAAGGGUGUGUCCAUGGAGGACUCUGGGAAGUACACCAUGACCGUGAAGAACAAGUACGGCGGUGAGACCGUGGACGUCAUCGUGAGCGUCUACAAGCACGGUGACAAGAUUCCGGACAUCAAGCCAGUGUCCAUGCCCAGGAGGAUUCUGCCCCCCAUUCUCCCCAUCGUACUCCCCAGCGCCAAGCCUGCCGCCCCCACCCCCACCCCUCCCCCACACUCUGCCAAGUCCCCUACCCCACCCAUCUCCCCCAAGUCCCCUACCCCCGGUCGCGGCACACCAAGGAGAAAGUAAACACAGAAUACACACAGAAUAAAAAUAAUUAAAAUCCCAAACUAUGUAGAAAUAAAAAGAAAUACUGAUGCAUAGAGGUGAUACAUUUGUAGUGUGAGUCAUUGUAUAAUGAGCGGGUAGGAGGGGGAGAGAGGGGUCGUGUUAUAUUUAGUGCGCUUGCCACCACACUGAAGAGAGCAACAGUUUGUCAUCUGGCUUCUCGAAAAGAGCUGAGCAGGGCUCUGAUGAAUUUGGUUCCCACUUCUCUCGGAGGUGCCCCGGUGAAAAAUGACCAGCUUUGAUGUUCAGUUUAUUAAAUCUCUGUUUUUAAAAAGCUGCACUUUCAAUUAGCCGGUAGAAUUCUGAAGCGUUUACUCUCACCACGGAUGGAUAAGCCCGGACCCCCACUUAGCCCCUAGUGGCAAGCACUUCCAUCGCCGUCGCCACUCCAGAUAAAUCUCGUUACACCCUUGCUGCCCCGUGUUUCCUGCUUUUGUGUUAAUAAAAGAAGUAGAAAUCACUU
This is a messenger RNA of Clupea harengus (Atlantic herring), 4931 nucleotides long. RefSeq names its product myomesin 2b (gene myom2b). Gene Ontology annotation, cellular component: M band. Gene Ontology annotation, biological process: sarcomere organization. NCBI's taxonomy places the organism in Eukaryota, Metazoa, Chordata, Actinopteri, Clupeiformes, Clupeidae. Gene Ontology annotation, molecular function: protein binding. The record is from RefSeq and is a predicted model, not a curated record.